Molecule: messenger RNA, 3256 nt
Organism: Cuscuta epithymum
Lineage: Eukaryota; Viridiplantae; Streptophyta; Magnoliopsida; Solanales; Convolvulaceae
Source: the annotation of a GenBank genome assembly
CCGGCUUAUGAAUUGCAUAGAGGAGAUGCUAAAAUCCUUGAAAGUGGAGACUCUGGUGCUUUCUGCAAUUCCCAGUUUAGUGGAGACAUGGACUGUGAGGUUCGGCUUUGAACCCUUUGAAGAGAAUGAUAAAAGAAGCUUGAGCGAUAUAAAUAUGAUGGUGUUUCCUGGAAGCAUGUGGUUAAAGAAGCCACUGUAUGUAACAAGCUCCCAAAACGGGCAAGCGUAAAGGAUCAAAAGCUUGCUCUUGAGUGUCUUCUAAUUGUACAAAUGCUGAAAUUGAACUAAAGAAUGUGAUGGAGAGAGCUUGCAAAUUAAACCAGAAGCUGGGGAGAAUCUUCUGUUGGUGAAAGACGAAAGUUAUGGCUGCCCCAUCCAUGUUGAAUGACCAAAUCACUCAUUGGUGAACUUCUCAUAGGCUGUAAAUAUGUAAUAUCAGGGUCGAAUGGAGCAAGCAAAGUAGAAAAAUCCCCAACAUUCUCUGAAAGUAUUACUGGACGAGGCAUGCUCCUACGACUCCAUUCAAGUGGGCUGCUGAAAUCCUUGUUUACAUACAGGCUGUGUAAGUUGGUAUUUAUAUCAAUUACUUUAGUCUGGGCAGUUUUAUGUAUUAGAGAAUCUGCAUAUGUUAUGUUAAUGCAUUUUGUGAUAAUUUUAAUUGUUACCCCAUUCACAAUAAGCCUUGGUUUAAUCCCACUUAUUAUAAUUUAUGUCAUUUUAUGUGAUAGAAAGACAACUAUGAGAAACAAUAAUCCACUUAAAUCAAAAUUAAAAUUGAUUAAAAGUGAUGAAAAUUUUAUUGCGGUUGUUUCUCAAAACUGUAAAAUAAAUGAUGUGAAUGAAUGGAUGGUAGACUCCGGGGCUACCAAGCACAUUUGUAAAAACAAAAGUGUUUUUACCUCCUUUAGUACUACUAUGGGAGAUGACGAAGAGCUCGUGUACCUAGCGGACUCAAAAACCGCAAAGGUGCACGGUAAAGGGAAAGUUCUUCUUAAACUCACAUCGGGGAAAUCUUUAUCACUAAAUGAUGUACUUUAUGUGCCUGAGAUUCAGACUAAUUUAGUUUCUGUUUCUCUCUUGGUAAAAGUCGGGAUUAAAGUUUCUUUUGAUUGUAACAAAAUUGUUAUGACCAAAAAUGAUGUUUUUGUGGGCAAAGGCUAUUGUAAGAAUGGAUGUUAUGUGCUUAGUGUUCGGAAAUUAAUGCGUGAAAAUGCUUCUGCUUAUUUAAUUGAUUCAUAUGAUAUGUGGCAUGCUAGAUUAGGACAUGUGAGUGAUUCUUAUAUUAAAUUGUUGAAUGAUUGUGGUUUGAUUUCUAGUGGAAAGAAAUUGUCACUAGAAAAAUGUGAUAUUUGUGUUGAAUCAAAACAAACCAAAAAAUCAUGUCCUACCACACAUAGGGAAUCAGAACUGCUUGAGUUAAUUCACACGGAUUUGAGUGAUUUAAAAAAUACCAUGACCAGAGGUGGUAAUAAAUUUUAUGUCACCUUUAUUGAUGAUUUUUCGAGAUACACUAAAGUUUAUUUGCUUAAAAGUAAAGAUGAGGCUUUUGAUAAAUUUUUAGUGUAUAAAUCCGAGGUGGAAAAUCAAUUGAAUAAGAAGAUUAAGAGAGUGAGAUCGGAUAGAGGGGGCGAAUAUAUUUUAAUAAAUGAUUUUUGUGAGAGGGAAGGGAUUAUUCAUGAGAUAACUCCUCCAUAUUCGCCCGAAUCAAAUGGAAUAGCUGAAAGAAAAAAUAGGACAUUAAAAGAAAUGAUGAAUGCUCUUUUAAUUAGUUCUGGUGCUCCUGAUAAUCUGUGGGGGGAGGCUAUUCUUUCUGCUUGUCACUUACAAAAUAGAAUUCCUUAUAAGCACAAUAAGAGAACACCCUAUGAAUUGUGGAAAGGUUAUGUGCCUAAUUUGAAAUAUUUGAAAGUGUGGGGGUGUUUGGCUAAAGUCUUAUUGCCUGAUCCUAAGAAGAGGAAAAUUGGUUCUAAGACAUCUGAUUGCAUAUUUAUUGGUUAUGCUGAAUGUAGUGCUGCUUAUAGAUUUCUUGUUUUGAAAAGUGAUAUGCUUAGUUGCAAUACUAUUAUUGAAACAAAAAAUGCUGAAUUUUUUGAGAGUGUGUUUCCUUUAAAGCCAGAAUACAAGACCGUUGUGCCAUAUCGUGAAAGUGAGCCGUUAAAAGAAAAUAAUACUUUUAAUGAUGAACCCUUUAAUUUGAGAAGAAGUAAGAGGCCAAGGAUAGAAAAAUCUUUUGGAAAUGAUUUUUAUACAUAUCUUGUUAAUGAUGAACCUUUUACUUAUUCACAAGCUAUUUCAUCAAAAGAGGCUCCUUUUUGGCUUGAGGCAAUUCAAAAUGAAAUUGAAUCUAUUCAGAAAAAUAAAACUUGGAUUUUAACUGAUUUGCCUAAAGGGUGCAAACCAAUCGGAUGUAAAUGGAUUUUUAAAAAGAAAUUUAAUCCGGAUGGUUCAAUUGACAAAUAUAAGGCGAGGCUUGUGGCAAAAGGUUUUUCUCAAAAACAAGAUGUUGAUUAUUUUAAUACGGAGCAAGUAACCCUUCAAAAAGGAUACGCAGACUUUGUCUUCUUCGAGAGAAAGAAAAGAAAAACUACUCUGUUGAAAAUGUUUUCUUUACUAAGCUUGUGCUGGAUUAUUGUAAUUAUUUCCCUCGUAGUUCUGGUUCCGACUUAUUGUCGAAGGGCUCGUUAUAUCCUCGGGGAAGAUUUCUGUUCACCGGAAAUACUUUCAGAGGACAGCGUUUACGCGUCUCGAGCCAUGGUGGGUUUUGCUAAUUUUCUUUGCAGGUGUUUCUCAAAAGUUGUUGCCUUGCUGGUCUGGUCUAGAAGAGGUGUUUCAGCAGCUUCUUCCGUGAACAAUGGUGAUCAAACCUGUUGCCCAGAGAGUAGAGAUGAGGACAACACUCAGUCACCCAAAACCGGGCUGUUAGGAGCAAGCAAAGUAGAAAAAUCCCCAACAGGAAGAACAUCAAUGAUAUGAUAAAUUGAGGGCCUACCGCCUAUCGCUGGCUAUCGGGCUUUUCCGGCAUACAGGGCGGAGGAUCUAGGAGGGAAGGAAGGGUAUAUACUACAGCGGGAAGGUGCCAGCCGUAUAGCGGGCAUGAAUGAGCAUUGAAUUCACGCAUUUUUUAAUAUACUUGAGAUGGUAGGGUAUUCUGAGCAUUGAAUCAAUUGAAUCAAUCUUUUGAGUAUCUUUUGAGUAUUAGGAGCUUAACGAGUUAACUGUGAGCAUGAAUGAUAUCUGCUUCGUUCCUUGUAUAUGA